AUGUUGGGUAGUGUGAUCCGCCAGGCAGUUUCUCGGCAAAUUGUCCGAAACGCGCCGAUUUCCACGACAGCCGUCGCCGCUCAGACUCAAGCCACUGGAGAGAAGAAAGAGUCGCCGAAGAAGCCGACAAUCUGGAAAAUCGACGAGCACAAGCGUGAACGAUUGGCGAAUUUCGGAAAGUAUGCCGCCGAAUGUCUGCCAAAAUUUGUUCAAAAAGUUCAAUUUGCCGCUGGAGACGAGCUUGAACUUUUGAUUCAUCCAUCUGGAGUUGUUCCAGUUCUAUCCUUCCUCAAGGGAAAUCACUCUGCCCAAUUCACAAAUCUCACUUUCAUCACUGGAAUGGAUGUGCCGACGCGUAAGAAUCGUCUCGAAGUGAUCUACGCUCUGUAUUCGGUUCGAUUCAACGCCAGAGUUCGUGUUCGUACUUAUACCGAUGAAAUCGCUCCGAUCGAUUCGGUCACGCCUGUUUUUAAGGGCGCUGAUUGGUACGAGCGUGAAGUGUACGAUAUGUAUGGAGUCUGGUUCAACAACCACCCGGAUCUCCGCCGAAUUCUCACCGACUACGGAUUCGAGGGUCAUCCAUUCCGCAAAGAUUAUCCACUCUCCGGAUACAAUGAGGUCCGCUACGAUCCAGAAUUGAAGCGUGUCGUCUACGAACCAUCUGAGUUGGCUCAAGAAUUCCGUAAAUUCGAUUUGAACACUCCAUGGGAACAAUUCCCGGCUUUCCGUAACCAAUCGAUCACCAGUGGUUACGAGACGAUUCUUGAAACUGCUGCCGAACCAGCGCCAGCUGCUCCACAGAAUAAAUAA
Molecule: messenger RNA, 810 nt
Organism: Caenorhabditis remanei
Lineage: Eukaryota; Metazoa; Nematoda; Chromadorea; Rhabditida; Rhabditidae
Exons: 4
Coding region: 1-810 (269 amino acids)
Molecular function (GO): NADH dehydrogenase (ubiquinone) activity
Source: RefSeq, a predicted model, not a curated record